UCGUAUACACAACAAAAAACGUAAAAUCUUGAUUGCUCUGUUUGUCCAUGAUAAUCUACCAGACUGAACGUUUCUCGGAAAUCAGAAGUAUCCGCGCUGCCAAAGCAUUUAUCGGGUACUGCUAGAGGAGGAGCUUCACGGGACGAUUCACUAGGCUGCAAGUAAUAAACAAAGCAUUAUGGCUGAUUUUGUAAUGUUUAAAAACUUUGUAAAAAAAGGCAAAGCGUAGAUUUUUUUUUCAUUUUUUUUUCUUUUGUAAUUUAAUUUCAGUUUAAUGAUGUAUGUAUGUCUAUGACCAAAAAUACCUACCUACUGUUGAUUGAAUUAUUUUAAUUAAUAGGUAAGGUAAGAGUUAUGACCUCAUUUAAGAAAUAUUUAUGAUUUUCGUAUCAGUUUUAUCUUCUUUUUCCUUCCACAAACUGAGGAAGGUUAUUGUGCGAACCACGUCCUCCAAAGUUCCCUUGGAUACCAACGUAUUGGCUCGAAAUAAAUUUGAAAGAAUCGACAAUUUUAUCAGUGCAACCAAACACUGCGACGAAUCGAUGGCCGGUCCGGGACAAGCUGUCAAAGAUUGGUGUUGACAGGAGGCUUCAGGAAAAACAAAACGAAAUUCGUUCUUUCGAGGAUCUUCUUCGUUAGGAAUUAAUCUCAGAUUCGAAAUGGGGAGUACGGGAGCAUGUUGUGCCAAACUUAUUCUGGGUUUACUGAACACUUUGUUCUUGUUGGUUGGGCUCGCCCUUGUUGCGGCUGGUGCCAUGGUGUUAGCGGGCGCCGACUUCAUUGCAUCCGUUCUUAAAUCUUUCAAAGACAUACCAGUGGUGUCUGACUACAUCACGAUAGCGGCAUGGGUAUUGGUGGGUAUCGGGAUAUUCCUGGUUGUCAUGGGAAUCCUAGGCGGAUGUGGCGCAUGUUGUGCUAUUAAAGUAUUUCUGAUCGCUUAUGCCGUCAUUGUGAUCAUCCUCAUCCUGAUUGAGGUCACCUUUGUGGCACUGCUGUUUUCUGAUACGUUGAAGGACUUGCUCUCGGAUCCUGUAACUAAAGAGUUCAAGAAAUACAAAUCCAUUACCAACAAGCCCAAGGAUCCGACAAGCAGAGCUAUGGACCUCCUAUUCAUAAACUUGAAAUGUUGUGGAUGGAGUGAUUCUAAUGACAUCCCAAGAAGCGAAGAUUUACCAACUUGUUGCAAGGGUUUUACAGAGGAAUUACUAAACUCUGGCAACCCAGUGUCAAUAGUAAAUAUACAGACAUGUCAAGUGGACAGAAAUCACGUAAAUUUCUACAAAAAGGGUUGCUAUCAGGCUGUCCUGGAUUUGAUCGAUGACAACAAGUCCAUGGUUAUCGGAGUAGGUGUGGCACUUUUGGUAUUUCAGAUUUUGUGUGUGGUUUUCGCGAUCUGGAUUGUGAAGGACAGUUCAAAGAUAUCCCCUGUGGACUAAACAGGAUAUGAUAUAUCAGUAUAUCAGGAUCGUUAUUGAUGCUUUUUUUAACAACGCGUAUACAGCUUGCAUCUCAAAAUCGUAAUUGUCGAUAUGUGUUACCUAGAUGAAAAGAUUUAUAUUUUACUAAAAAUCCUCCAUAUUUUGGGAGACUGCAAUCAAAUACACUGUAUUAGAAUCUUUCUUGUAAAAAUUGCCUAUAUAACUACCAGAUAAUUGUUAAUUAUCAGCAAAAUGAAACAUAUGAACAUAUUGUUAGUUAUUGAUAUUCAUUAAACUUGUGCAUGAUGAGUUGCGCAUUGUAUAAUCUCUCUCUCUCUCUCUCUCUCUCUCUCUCUCUCUCUCUCUCUCUCUCUCUCUCUCCGCCCACUGUAAUGAACAGGAUGCAUGAAUUGCUGUCCUCUCUUUCUGACACGACACAUAUUACGGCAUGCUUUUUACUAUAGCUAGGUUUUGGCAACGGGGUAUAGAACCUGUGAUCAAAUGUUCAAAUUGAUGCUUUUUAAGCAAAUUAUUAUUCAAGUUGUAUAUUUAAGCCAACAAUUCUGAUUCAUUUACUUGAUUAUUCCAUGAAAUGUUUCGUUAUUAUCCGUCCAAUUAUCAUGAAUAUUUUCGUGUGUUUGUUUUUUGGUUGUUGUUUUUUUUUUUUUAUUUCUCUUUGAUGUUGCUGUUUUCAUCCUUAUCAAUUUAUCAAAAUGUUUUGAAAAUGUAAAAACGUCGAUGAUAUGGCUUGCUAAGGUAUUUGUAACUGUAAUAAAACUGUGUUAAUAAAAUUAAACAUCGAAUCUACGCUGUAUGCCUUUGUACCUUAGACUGUAUUUCUUUACACAGUAUAUAAUUAUGUAUUUGAAAUCAUAAGCAGCUUUUCCUACACCGAAUCGAGUCUUUCAAUGGCUAUCUAUCAUUUUUUAGAUGAGAAUUAAAGAAGCCGUUGUUUUUAGUUCACCUGAACUGAAGGCUCCAAGUGAGCUUUUCUGAUUGAAAUUUACCCGGCGUCUGUUGUCGUUAUCAGAGGCAUCAUUAACUUUUCACAAUUUCAUCUUCUCCAGAAUCACUGGACCAAUUUCAAUCAAACUUGACACAAAUCAUCCUUGGGUGAAGGGGAUUCACGUUUCUGAUCAAGGAAAAGCAGGAAUAAGGUGGGGUAAUUCAAAAUCAUGUUCUCAAGAACCAAAGUUGAAAUUUACAUGAAAGCUUUCCUGAUUCAAGGUAUUGAAAUCAUGACCCCCGGGGGUAGGGUGAGGCCACAAUAGGGGAUCAAAGUUUUACAUGGGAAUAUACAUUAGGUAAAAUCUUUAAAACUCCUCUUCUCUAGAACAACAGGGCUAUGGUGAGUCAUCUUUUAAAAUAUGCAGGCAUCUAUAGGACUGGUGUAGUGCAGAUUCAAGAUUGUUCAAAUCGUGACCCUCAUGGGAUGAAAAGUGGAGGAUAUUUAUAUCAAUAUUGUGAAACUGAAAACUUUCAAAGUAACUUUAUUUGAUCAAAAAUGCAGUUUUAGUAGAAAUCAAUCUUUAAAAAAUGUAAAACCCCUGCAGGACUCUAACCUGCGAUCUACAGUUCAGCAGUCGACGUGUUUACCUACUGAUUUACUCAGCAAAGUAAUAAUUUUUCAAAUGAAUAGACAAAUAUUGGCGAUAUUCAUAUGUUCAUCCAUGUUUUAAAACUAUUAAAACCUAUGUUUUGCAUGAACCUACCACCUCCCUUCCAGCCUGGCAUAAGGUAUAGAUUACUGUAAGUUCAAGGAGUAUGAAAACUAUGUUGGUGAUCGUAGUGAAAUGUUUUUGGACAGAAAUUUAAAUACCGUGGAGGAUCUUGAUUCAUUUUGUCUCGAUCUCAACACAUAGUUACAUACUGUUGUAUAUCUCCAAUGCAUGAACACUUUUUUGAAGCCCGAGUGGACAUCAAGAGUUAAACAAUUGCAUGAUACGGAGCGACGUUGACGAAACAUUUGGUUGUGCGAAGGACGCCCCUGUGGUAUGAAUCAUGUUUCUUACAAAAAUUACAAGCAUGCAAAACGAAACCUUCGAAAUGAACUCAAUGCUGAGCAUGAACGUUAUAUGUCCAAUGCGUUUAAAGAUAUAGACGAAGCUUCAGAAUGUGAUGUUCGGCUCUUCUGGAAAUUGAUAAAACGUUUGCGUCCACGGAACACACGUACAUACCCAGUGAUAGAAUUCAACGGUAGUUCGUACGACGACCCGUCGGGUGUAACGUUAGCUUUUGCAAAACAUUUUUAUGAUAUCUACAAUCCAAAAGAAAAUGAUAGCUUCGAUUCGGACUUCUUUCACGACAUCAAAACAUCAUAUAUUAAUUUGGAAAGGAGUCUUAUAUCCUGCUCCCUUAUAACCUUUCCUGAUGGUUCUGUGACCGUCGACGAAAUAUGCCAAAUCCUCCGUGAUCUCAAACAAAGAAAGCCCCUGGUCUUGACCGUAUUCAGAACAAACAUUUCAUCUAUGGCGGUAUUCAGUUAGGUAAAUGCAUCACCUACCUUUUCAAUGCUGUCAUAGAAAUAGGACGAAUUCCAUCAUGCUGGAAAAAAGACUUGAUCAUUCCCAUCUAUAAAGGUAGUAACAAACCAAGGAAGUCCCCCGACAAUUACAGACCCAUAGCCCUUCUUCCAUGCCUCCUUAAAAUCUUUGAAAAGUUGUUGCUAACCCGAAUUCGGACUUAUAUCCAGCCUAUGAUAAAUUUUCCAAAUCAACAACAGCAAGGUUUUCAACAAAAACUUGGGUGUAUAACAGCGUCCUUCAACUUUCAGGAGAUGAUUUAUCACAAUAUAGAACAUGGGAGUCCCGCCUCAGUCCUGUCCUUGUAGCCUUUCUUGAUACACAGAAGACAUGGUCUAACGUACAAACUACAUCGGCUUGGGAUUUCAGGUCGUUUAUGGAGUCUAGUAAACGAUUGUCAUGUAAAGACAUCGUUCUCUGUCGUUGUCAACCAAAUCAGUUCCGACUGGUUUUCAAUUUCACAAGGCGUUAGACAGGGUGGUGUUUUGUCAACCUUACUCUACCUUGUAUUUUUCGACGACUUGCUGCACGAAAUUUAAAAUCUGUGUACAAAUACCGGUAUUUUCAGUAUCACAAACUCUAAUCCAACGCUUGUGGAUGACAUUUGUUGUGUUGCGCUCAUACCGCAUGGAUUACAUAAAAUCCUAUGCAAAAUAUACGAGUAUUCAUCAAAAUUGCGUUUUACAUUCAAUGCAAACAAAUCCAGUGUCCUUCAUUUUUAUCCAAAAUGGGCAAAUCAUACGGACUCAUUUACUUGGCACCUAGGCAAGAAUGUUAUUCACUCUUCCAAGGAAUACACGCACCUGGAAAUUUUACUGAAUUCCACAUUUGAUCCCAGUAGCAGAACUUCGAUGACUUGCAGGAAAGGACGCCAAACAUAGUUUUCACUAAUACAUCCAAACAGCUCAACCCAAUCGCUAUCUCCAAACUAUAGUUCUGGGCGUUCUCCCCUCUCUGUUAUAUGGAUGCGAACUCUGGUGCUACCUAUGACGAAAAAAUGUCGAAACCCUCAAUACAUUUCAGCAUUUUAUUGCAAAACCCGCAUUGGGUCUCCAUCAGCAAACUAAAUCGGAUAUUUGUGAAAAUCUUCUGGGUCUGCUUCCUAUUACUGCGGAGACUGGCAUCAAGAAACUGCAAUUUUUUGGACGUCUUUGUGAACUUGACACUAAUUAUCUCACAAAGCGCAUAUUCCUCAUUCGUCUAUUCUCGUAUGAGAUGAACCCUUGUGCCAAACAUCGCGGAUUUAUUCAGGACAUCAUGUCUCUAUUGACCAAAUAUAAUUUGUAUCCUGCUUUAACUCGAUAUCUUGAAAGCUGUGCCUUCUCUUCAAAAUUAGAGUGGAAAAGAUCUGUUAAAUCCUCUGUCACCACUUACCAUUCCGAUUCCAGACGACAAUGCAUGCGUGCUGAUCCUGACUUUGCCCGAUUUACCAUUCUUUGUAAUGGAAAAUCAGCAACUUUGUUAUGGAAUAUUCCGCAUAAUAAUAACGAGAUUCUUCUGUACAAGUUUAUUGUAAAAUUAUGGACUCUUCUGGAUACACUACCCGAAAUUUGCUCAUUGUGCGCGAGACCUUUCAUGAAGGUGUUUUGAGCACGUAUCAACUACCUGUUCUGAAACAACCCUAUAUCGCGAGUCCUGGUGGGAAACUUUAAUUGAAGACUUUGAUAUUUCUCUGGCUGCCGACCUAUGUGGGCUGUCCCAAUAUAACUUGUAUUUAUUUAUCUUCGGGGCAUAGUCUCAAACUUGCCUGAUUUUGACAUUCAAGAACUACAUCUUCUGAACUUUCGUUUUAUAAGAGAUGCAGUAGCAAUGCAUUAUAACAAACUUCGAGUUACACUGUAACUAAAUAGUGUAUGCUUGUCACCUGAUGCUUAGAUAUUUUUGUAUUCUUCCUCUCUUCCAUUUAUAAUUACUUGUAUUCCUUAUAUUAUUUUGAACAUUUGCACAUGUCUUGAUAAAUGCACUACCAUUGUA
This is a messenger RNA of Ostrea edulis (European flat oyster), 5914 nucleotides long. Its product is annotated as CD82 antigen-like. The transcript has 9 exons. The coding region runs from base 660 to 1436 and encodes 258 amino acids. The record is from RefSeq and is a predicted model, not a curated record. NCBI's taxonomy places the organism in Eukaryota, Metazoa, Mollusca, Bivalvia, Ostreida, Ostreidae. Gene Ontology annotation, cellular component: membrane.